This is a messenger RNA of Dentiscutata heterogama, 307 nucleotides long. Lineage: Eukaryota; Fungi; Glomeromycota; Glomeromycetes; Diversisporales; Gigasporaceae. The record is from the annotation of a GenBank genome assembly.
GAAGCUACAAAGUAGUAGCACUAAUAUGAAAACAGAAACAUCUGCUAUGGAAAUAAGUAUAGAACAACUAUCAGAAAAAGUUAAAUCAACUACGAUAGAAUUUACUUUAAUAUAUGCAAAUGAUCGAACUGAUGACUGCAAGAACAUAACUAGCACUGAAUUAACCUCGAUGGAAGUUACCCAUUCACAGACAAAUAAACCAGAAGAUGUAAAUGAUCCUAAAAUAGAAAUUAAAUAUUUAAACACGGCACGCAAAAGAAAUUUUAUAGAAAAAAAUAGUGAUAGCAGUUUGGCAGAAAAUGAAUAG